This is a messenger RNA of Acanthosepion pharaonis, 648 nucleotides long. NCBI's taxonomy places the organism in Eukaryota, Metazoa, Mollusca, Cephalopoda, Sepiida, Sepiidae. The record is from the annotation of a GenBank genome assembly.
AUGACCACAAUACACUUAGACGCGGACGGUGCAGACAGCCUCAUCUAUGCGUCUGAUGCGGCUAUGAUAAAAGCAGGGCGAACAUGUGACAGGGAUGCGGUAGAAGCAGGGCGAACAUGUGACAGGGAUACAGUAAAAGCAGGGCGAACAUGUGACAGGAAUGCAGUAGAAGCAGGGCGAACAUGUGACAGGGAUGCAGUAAAAGCAGGGCGAACAUGUGACAGGAAUGCAGUAGAAGCAGGGCGAACAUGUGACAGGCAUGCAGUAGAAGCAGGGCGAACAUGUGACAGGAAUGCAGUAGAAGCAGGACGAACAUGUGACAGGAAUGCAGUAGAAGCAGGGCGAACAUGUGACAGGAAUGCAGUAGUAGCAGGGCGAACAUGUGACUUGAAUUCCACAAAACAAAUCGGUAACUUCUUUUUCUUCAUUUUCUUUUCUUUUUCUUCAUUUUCUUUUCUUUUUCUUCAUUUUUUUUUCUUUUUCUUCAUUUUUUUUCUUCAUCUUUUUUCUCUUUUUCUUAAUCUUUUUUCUUCACUUUUUUCUUCUUUUUCUUCACUUUUUUCUUUUUCUUCCUUUUUUUUUUUUGUUCCCAUCUAUCUAUCUAUCUAUCUAUCUAUCUAUCUAUCAUCUAACGGAUCAUCAGGAUGA